This is a messenger RNA of Mercenaria mercenaria, 7931 nucleotides long. RefSeq names its product arylsulfatase B-like. The transcript has 11 exons. Lineage: Eukaryota; Metazoa; Mollusca; Bivalvia; Venerida; Veneridae. The record is from RefSeq and is a predicted model, not a curated record. The coding region runs from base 307 to 2163 and encodes 618 amino acids.
UGCCUUAAUAAAUUCGAUAUAAAAAAAAAUAACGGAGUGCUGUGAAAAUACUACAUUGGACUUAAAGGUAAUGAUUCCCUAACUUACACUUAGAGGACUUGAGUCGCACUGAAGAAUGAAACGAUGUCUGGAACGUCAUUUAUUUAUGUACAGUGGAAAGAGGACAGGACCAGUAACUGAGCACAGACGACUCUUAAUUGUACGGGUAGAGAUCGAGUCUGAUAGAGAACUUUCGAUCUGGAACAACCCAGAAAUAUCUACUUGCUGAUACUGGACACGUCUAAUGGUGACAACUAGCAAACAUCAAUGAGGCGAAUAGUUACACAGAGUCUUGGUGGAAGUUUGGCAUUGUUCUGUUUGGUAGCACAGUUUACAGAAUGCUUGUCAGCCCAGAGACCCAACAUUGUUGUUAUUGUGGCAGAUGAUCUGGGUUGGAAUGAUGUGAGUUUCCAUGGCUCUGACCAGAUUCCAACACCAAAUAUAGAUGCCCUGGCAUAUGGAGGCAUUAUUCUGAACAACUACUAUGUUUCUCCAAUAUGCACACCUACACGAGGUGCUUUAAUGUCAGGAAGACACCCCAUACAUACUGGUUUACAAAGAGGGGUAAUAGUGGGUGCUGCAAAAUAUGGGCUUCCACUAGAAGAAAAGAUUAUGCCCCAGUGGUUUCAACAACUAGGAUAUAGAACCCAUAUGGUUGGAAAGUGGCACUUGGGGUUCUAUGCCUGGGAUUUUACACCAACGUAUCGUGGGUUUGAAAGCCACUAUGGCUAUUUGCUAGGACAUGGCGAUUAUUUUGAUCAUAUGACUGAGUGUACACCUUGGCACCUGGGAAUGUUUGCGGAACAAUAUUUGCCGACAUUGCGAGGGUUCGAAUCUCAUUAUGGGUACUACCAGGGGUGUGAAGAUUAUUUUGACCAUACCUAUGAAGCUAAUCCAGAAUACUGGGGAGUAGACUGGAGACGGAAUUUAGAUCUGAUACGAAAUGAAACCAACUUGUAUUCUACUGAUCUGUUUACCGUAGAGGCUGUCAACAUAAUCAACAAACAUGAUACCUCCCAGCCAUUGUUUUUGUAUCUACCACACCAAGCUGUACACAGUGGAAAUACUGGAGGGGAUCCCUUACAGGCUCCACAACACUAUGUUGACAGAUUUCUACAUAUAAAAAAUUAUCACAGGAGGUUGUUUGCUGGUAUGGUUGCAGCGCUAGAUGAUUCAAUAGGAACUGUUGUGAAGACAUUAGAAUCCCGUGGCAUGAUGAAUAACACAAUUAUAAUGUUUACUACAGACAAUGGAGGACCAGCCAAUGGCUUUGACGCUAAUGCUGCUAACAACUUUCCUUUGAGAGGUGUUAAGGCUACUCUUUGGGAAGGAGGUGUAAGGGGUGUUGGUUUUAUUCACAGCCCCUUACUGAAGAAGCAGGGAUACGUGUAUAACAACAUGCUUCAUGUUUGUGACUGGCUCCCGACUCUUUACAAAGCUGCAGGCGGGAGUCCUAGUGUUAUGAAAAAUCUUGAUGGGUACGAUCACUGGGAAUCACUGUCUGAUAAGAGGAAAGGAAAACGUAAGGAGAUCUUACAUAACAUUGACCCUAAAGGACAAGGUCAUUCAGGACUUCGGGUCGGAGAUUAUAAAAUACUGGUCGGAGAUGUUGGCAUGAGUUGGGACGACUGGUACCCUCCCUGGCAGAAUCCAGCUGAUACUGAAUUACUACACAUAAACAAUACACAGAAAUAUGGCCAUUUUCUCAACAAAAAAGAGUCAGCGGUUGUUGAUAGACAUGCUAAGUACUUUAAUAAGAUGGUGGCAAGUAAUAUGGGUUAUGAAAUGGAAAUUGAUUUUGACAAUGAAGAUGCUGAUAAAGUCAGCCCCAUGACAGACUCGUAUUACCACAAAGGAGCACCUGUCAGAGUGGACUGUGGUCCAAAACCUUUCAACGCAUCAACAAACUGUGAUCCCCGGAAAUCUCCAUGCUUGUUUCAUAUUCCCUCAGAUCCUUGUGAGUACAACAACAUAGCUGAGCAGAACAAGGACCUAGUCAUUCAGAUGCUCACAAGACUUAUGCACUAUGAAAACACUAUGGUCCCACCCCUUAAUGGCCCUGAAGAUCCAGCUGGAAACCCCAAAUACCAUGAUGGUGCCUGGGUCCCUUGGGUUAAACUGUGAUAACAUUAUAUCAGUAUAAUCACAUGACACACAUUCCACUAUAGAUUUUUAUGUAGAGCAUAAUAAUAUCCCUACUCAAUUAAACUGAAGUCUGUUGUAUAUUGGUUUGAACUUUGACACUCGUGUGACUGUCUUUCGGCACCUUUGUUCAUGUCUUAGAUUAAUACCCAUUGUUGUGUCUCAUUGUAAUAUGUAGUUUUUGAAUGCCAGAGAAAGUUUCAGGUUUGAAUAUUUGAACAUAUCUCUUCAUAAAAUACCGCAUCACAGAAAUUGUCAGGCAUAAAUUUAAUCUUUACCAAAAUAGCAAUAUUUCAGAUUUAUUGUUGUCUUGGUAACCAAUACAAACUGCCUUAGUAUUUUUCUGAAAGCAGUGCCAACAUCUUAAUUUUCUAAAUCUAAAUUCUAAACUGCCCCCAUGCCUGAGCAAAUGAGGUCACUGACUCAUACUUUUGUCCAGACUACUGUAUUCUUGAUUUCAGGCAAAGGCUUUAAAUCAUUAGCUCACCUGAGCCAAAGGCUCAUGGUGAGCUAUUGUGAUCACUCAACGUCCGUCAUCCAUCCGUCUGUCCACACUUUCCUUUAAACAACAUCUCCUCCUAAACCAAGCCAAUUUUGAUGAAACUUCACAGGGAUGAUCCUUGGAUGGUCUUCCUUAAAAUUGUUCCAAGAAUAUACAGAACUCUGGUUGCCAAGGCAACCGAAAGGAAAAACUUCAAAAAUCUUCUUGUCCAAAACCACAAGGCCUAGGGCUUUGAUAUUUGGAAUGUAGCAUCAUCUAGUGGGCCUCUACCAAGAUCAUUCAAAUUAUCCACCUAGGGUCAAAUAUGGCCCAACCCCGGGGUCACAUGGUUUAUAUAGACUUAUAUAGGGAAACACUUCGAAAAUCUUUUUGUCCAAAACCAUAAGGCCUAGGGCUUUGAUAUUUAGUAUGUAGCAUCAUCUAGUGGGCCUCUACCAAGAUUGUUCAAAUGAUCUCCCUAGGGUGAAAUAUGGUCCCGCCCAGGGGUAGUGGGGGGGGGGGGGGGUAGUCACAUGGUUUAUAUAGACUUGUAUAGGAAAAAACUUUAAAAAUCUUCUUGUCUGAAACCACAAGACCUAGGCUUUUGAUAUUUGGUAUGUAGCAUGGCUUGUGGUUCUCUACCAAGAUUGUUCAAAUUAUUACCCUGGGGUGAAAAGAGGCCCUGCCACGGGGGCCCUCAAGUUUUACAUAGACAUAUAUAGGAAAAAACUAUACAAAUUUUCUUGUCUGAAAUUGCAAGGCAUAGGCUUUUGAUAUUUGGUAUGUUGCAUUACCUAGUGGUCCUCUACCAAGAUUAUUCAAAUUAUGCCCCCCCCCACCCCCCGAGUUGAAAAGAAGCCCCACCCAGGGGGUCCCAAGUUUUACAUAGACUUGCAUAGGAAAAACUUUAAAAGUCUUCUUGCCUGAAACUGCAAGGCCUAUGCUUCUGAUAUUUGGUAUGUUGCAUUGACUAGUGGUCUACAACCAAAAUUGUUCAAAUUAUACACCUGUGGUGAAAAGAGGCCCCACUCGGGGUCACUUGAUGUACGAGUUAUAUAGAUAAAAAUACUUCAAAAAGUAUCAGAUCAUAUUUCCUAGACUGUUAAAUUAUAAUUACUUGAUAACCCGAAGCAAUUAGGGUUCACUUGACUGUGACCUUGACCUACUGACCUACUUCGUUUUUAAGAUACAGUCUUGAAAUUUGGAUGACAUGUGCAGUUUUGCACAUCGAUCUUACAACUCUUUCAGUGACCAUGAAUGUGACCCACUGUCCUACUUUCUAAUAUUUUAGCAUCAGUUUGCCAUUUUAAACAUGUGGUUCAUAUUACUCAGGUGAGCGAUUCAGGGUCAUCAUAACCCUCUUGUUAGCUCACCUAUGACAAAGUGACAAGGUCAGCUAUUGUGACCGCUUGAUGUCCGUCGUGUGUAGUGCGUCGUCCAUCGUCGGUCGUCCGUCAACAAUUUGUAACAAAAAUCUUCUUCUUGAAAACCACUAGGCAGAAUUACACCAAACUUCACAGGAAUGAUCCUUGGGUGGCCCCCUUUCAAAGUUGUUCAAAGAAUUGAAUUCAAUGCAGAACUCUGCCACCCAAAGGAAAAACUUUAAAAAUCUUCUUGUCAAAAAACACAGGGCCUAGGGCUUUGAUAUCUGGUGUGUAGCAUCAUCUAGUGGUCCUCUACCAAAAUUGUUCAAAUUAUCCCCCUAGGGUCAAAUAUGGCCCUGCCCCAGGGGUCACAUGGUUUAUAUGGACUUAUAUAGGGAAUACUUUGAAAAUCUUCUUGUACAAAACCACAUGGCCUAGGGCUUUGAUAUUUGGUAUGUAGCAUCAUCUAGUGGUUCUCUACCAAGAUUGUUCAAAUUAUCUCCCUAGGGUCAAAUAUUGCCCCACCCUGGGGGUCCCAAGUUUUACAUAGACUUAUAUAGGAAAAUCUCUAAAAAAAAUCUUCUUCUUGAAAACCACUGGGCAGAAUCACACCAAACUUCAUACGAAUGAUCCUUGGAUGGCCCCCUUUCAAAAUUGUUCAAAGAAUUGAAUUCCAUGCAGAACUCUGGUUGCCAUGGCAACCGAAAGGAAAAACUUUAAAAAUCUUCUUGUCCAAAACCGCAGGGCCUAGGGCUUUGAUAUCUGGUGUGUAGCAUCAUCUAGUGGUCCUCUACCAAAAUUAUUCAAAUGAUCCCCCUAGGGCCAAAUAUGGCCCGCCCCGGGGGUCACAUGGUUUAUAUAGACUUAUAUAGGGAAAACUUUGAAAAUCUUCUUGUAAAAACCCACAUGGCCUAGCGCUUUGAUAUUUGGUAUGUAGCAUUAUCUAGUGGUCCUUUACCAAGAUUGUUCAAAUUAUCCCCCUAGGGUCAAAUAUGGCCCCACCCCGGGGGUCCCAAGUUUUACAUAGACUAAUAUAGGAAAAAAAGUUUAAAAAUCUUCUUGUCUGAAACCACAACACUUAGACCUUUGAUAUUUGGUUUUUUGCAUUGUCUCAUGGUCCUCAACCAAAAUUGUUCAAAUUGUACCCCUUGGGUGAAAAGAGGCCCUGCCCUGGGGGUCCCAAGUUUUAUAUAGACAUAUAGGAAAAAGCUUUAAAAAUCUUCUUGUCUGAAACCAUACAACAUAGGCUUUUGAUAUUUGGUAUGAUGCAUUGUCUAGUAGUCCUCUACCAAAAUUAUUGAAAUUAUGCCCCUGAGGUUAAAAGAGGCCCCGCCCUGGGGUCACUUAGUUAUUUGUUAGUUAAUUAUAUUGGAAAAAUACUUAAAAAAUUAUCUGAUCCUAUUUCCAAGACUGUUUAAGUAUAAUUACCUGAUGACCCCGAGUACUAUGAUGUCACUUGACUGUGACCUUGACCUACUGACCUACUUUCUUGUUUUUUAGCUCACCUGUCACAAAGUGACAAGGUGAGCUUUUGUGAUCGCGCGGUGUCCGUCGUCCGUCCGUCCGUGCGUCCGUAAACUUUUGCUUGUGACCACUCUAGAGGUCACAUUUUUCAUGGGAUCUUUAUGAAAGUUGGUCAGAAUGUUCACCUUGAUGAUAUCUAGGUCAAGUUCGAAACUGGGUCACGUGCCAUCAAAAACUAGGUCAGUAGGUCUAAAAAUAGAAUAACAUUGUGACCUCUCUAGAGGCCAUAAUUUUCAAUGGAUCUUCAUGAAACUUGGUCAGAACGUUCACCUUGAUGAUAUCUAGGUCAAGUUCGAAACUGGGUCACGUGCGGUCAAAAACUAGGUCAGUAGGUCUAAAAAUAGAAAAACCUUGUGACCUCUCUAGAGGCCAUAUAGUUCACAAGAUCUUCAUGAAAGUUGGUCUGAAUGUUCACCUUGAUGAUAUCUAGGUCAAGUUCGAAACUGGGUCACUUGCCAUCAAAAACUAGGUCAGUAGGUCAAAUAAUAGAAAAACCUUGUGACCUCUCUAAAGGCCAUAUUUUUCAUUGGAUCUGUAUGAAAGUUGGUCUGAAUGUUCACCUUGAUGAUAUCUAGGUCAAGUUUGAAACUGGGUCACGUGCCAUCAAAAACUAGGUCAGUAGGUCUAAAAAUAGAAAAACCUUGUGACCUUUCUAGAGGCCAUAUAUUUCACAAGAUCUUCAUGAAAAUUGGUCAGAACGUUCACCUUGAUGAUAUCUAGGUCAAGUUCGAAACUGGGUCACGUGCCUUCAAAAAAUAGGUCAGUAGGUCAAAUAAUAGAAAAACCUUGUGACCUCUCUAAAGGCCAUAUUUUUCAUGGGAUCUGUGUGAAAGUUAGUCUGAAUGUUCAUCUUGAUGAUAGCUAGGUCAAGUUCGAAACUGGGUCACGUGCGGUCAAAAACUAGGUCAGUAGGUCUAAAAAUAGAAAAACCUUGUGACCUCUCUAGAGGCCAUAUAUUUCAUGAAAUCUUCAUGAAAAUUUGUCAGAAUGUUCACCUUGAUGAUAUCUAGGUCAGGUUCGAAAGUGGGUCACGUGCCAUCAAAAACUAGGUCAGUAGGUCAAAUAAUAGAAAAACCUUGUGACCUAACUAGAGGCCAUAUUUUCCAUGGGAUCUGUAUUAAAGUUGGUCUGAAUGUUCACCUUGAUGAUAUCUAGGUCAGGUUUGAAAGUGGGUCACGUGCCAUCAAAAACUAGGUCAGUAGGUCAAAUAAUAGAAAAACCUUUUGACCUCUCUAAAGGCCAUAUUUUUCAAUGGAUCUUCAUGAAAGUUUGUCUGAAUGUUCAUCUUGAUGAUAUCUAGGUCAAAUUCGAAACAGGGUCAUGUGCGGUCAAAAACUAGGUCAGUAGGUCUAAAAAUAGAAAAACCUUGUGACCUCUCUAGAGGCCAUACUUGUGAAUGGAUCUCCAUAAAAAUUGGUCAGAAUGUUCACCUUGAUGAUAUCUAAGUCAAGUUCGAAAGUGGGUCACGUGCCAUCAAAAAGUAGGUCAGUAGGUCAAAUAAUGAAAAAACGUCGUGACCUCUCUAGAGGCCAUAUUUUUUCAAUGGAUCUGUAUGAAAGUUGGUCUGAAUGUUUAUCUUGAUGAUAUCUAGGUCAAGUUUGAAACUGGGUUAACUGCGAUCAAAAACUAGGUCAGUAGGUCUUGAAAUAGAAAAACCUUGUGACCUCUCUAGAGGCCAUACCCUUGAAUGGAUCUUCAUGAAAAUUGGUCAGAAUGUUCACCUUGAUGAUAUCUAGGUCAAGUUUGAAACUGGGUCACGUGCCUUAAAAAACUAGGUCAAUAGGUCAAAUAAUAGAAAAACCUUGUGACCUCUCUAGAGACCAUAUUUUUCAAUGGAUCUUCAAGAAAAUUGGUCAGAUUUUUUAUCUUGAUAAUAUCUAGGUCAAGUUCAAAACUGGGUCACAUGAGCUCAAAAACUAGGUCACUAUGUCAAAUAAUAGAAAAAACGACGUCAUACUCAAAACUGGAUCAUGUGGGAAGAGGUGAGCGAUUCAGGACCAUCAUGGUCCUCUUGUUUAAUAUACAGCCUUGAUAUUUUGAUGACAUACACAGUUUUGCACACGAAUUGUAAAACUGAAUUUCAUUGACCAUGAAUAUGACCUACUGACUUUCUUAAUAUUUUAUCAUCAGUUUGACAUUUGAAACAUGGAGCUCAUAUUACUCAGGUGAGCGAUCCAGGGACAUCAUGACCCUCUUGUUUUUGCUUGGAGACUGAGUUAAGUUGUCAAGCCAAAGAUUCUGUGUUGUUUUUAAAACACAUUAAAUUUUAUAGAAUCUCUUUCUGUUGUUUUAAGGAUGCUUUACAUGCUCUUGAUAUUGUUGUAUAUGUAUACUGCGUCAUUUAUUUUCAUAAAGAAAAAUAGACUUAGGUAAAAGAGGAA